Messenger RNA from Entrophospora candida, 1916 nucleotides. The record is from the annotation of a GenBank genome assembly. Lineage: Eukaryota; Fungi; Glomeromycota; Glomeromycetes; Entrophosporales; Entrophosporaceae.
GUGCAAAAAAAUUAAGAACUAUGAUUGGAAAAAGUUACAGUUUUAACAAAGAAGCAUUACGUGAAAUUUUUCAACAAAGAAUUGAUUAUAUCUCAUUAACUACAGACUUCUGGACCAGUAGAGCCAAGCAUGGAUACCUUGGUAUUACUGCUUCUUUUAUUGCAACAGACUUCAGUGUAGUUGACAUCAUGUUAGAUAUUAAAUAUGUUCCUGCACCUCAUACUGCAAUUGUAAUUGCUGAUUCUCUUUAUGAAAGUAUUUUAGACUGGAAUUUGUUAGGUAGAAUUGUAUCUAUAGUGACUGAUAAUGGUGCCAAUAUGAUUGCAUCCAUUCAAUUACUUAACCAAAAACCUGGUUGUUAUGCCAUCAAACGUUUACCAUGUGUAUCACACACAUUACAAUUAGCAAUUGGAAAAGGUUUAAUGAUUGCUGAGGUAUUGGUUGCUCGUGUAAGAAGGAUAAUUAAUUUUUUUUCAACACAAAAACAAGUAGAGAGAUUAAAAAAUGUACAAAAACAUUUAGGUUAUACAGAAGCCUUGCAAUUGGUACAAGAUGUUUCCACUAGGUGGAACUCCUCAUAUUAUGCAUUUGAUCGUCUUUUCUUUUUAAAAGAUGCAAUUAUUCAACUUCAAACUGAUUUAUGUACAUCAACAAAUAGAGAAGAAAAAAAAGAUGGAAAUAAGCUUAGAAAAAUAAUGCUAUCAGAUGAGGAAUGGGAUUUAGUUGAUGAAUUAAUAACUUUAUUAAUGCCUUUUGAGCAAGCCACAUGUGAAUUUUCAGGUGGUUCUUAUGUUACUUUAAGUAAAAUGGUGCCAACAAUAAAGGAAUUAAUAUUCAAUUUAGGAGAUUUUUAUGAAGCAUCAUUAUUGGGUGAAACUACAACCAGUGAAUUCAAUGAUCUUUAUGAAACAAACUCAAUCCCAGACAUUGAUGAUGAUGAAGUUUUAAGCAAUUAUUCAAAAAAGAAAAUUUCAAUCAAGUAUCCUAUAAAUACAAUUAAUUUAUUGAAUAAAAUUAAAGAAAAAAUCUAUGAUUCAUUAAUCUAUUAUUGGAAUGGCCCUAAUGACCUUGGAUUAUUAGCAACUCUUUUGGAUCCUCGUUAUAAAAAUUUAGAUUGCAUUGAUGAUGAGCAUGAAAAACAACAACUAAUACAACAACUUUAUAUAGAAUACAAUGAAUUGAAACCUGAAUUGAAUAUAAAUCAGAAUGAACAUCAAUUAGUUGAUUUUAUAAAUGAUAUUUCAUUAACACGUUCUUAUCAAGGGUAUAAACAUUAUCGCCUCUUGAAGGGUAAAAGAAAAAAUGUUUUGUCAAAUGAUCAUUAUUUAUUAGAUGAAGUAAAAAGUUAUUUGGAUCUUUCAUUAGCAUCAGAGAAUGAAAAACACCACUAUGAUUUGUUGUUCACAGAAAUAAGUUAUGGUCCAUAUACCAAAAAUCCAAAUCAUGAUAAUCAUAUUGUUGAUGAUAAGAAAAGAUUGAGCAGAUUAGCAAAAGACACAUAUAAUCAUAAUUAUUUUUUCAUAAAGCAACUGACAAAUGAUGUCCUAAAGCUUCUUCAAAAAUUGAAAUUCUUUACAUUACAUUUUUAUGAGACUAAUAUUGAGAUAUGCAUACUAGACAGGGAAUUUCAUCCAUUUUAUUGUAUGACACCUUUCAGAACACUUGAAUUGCCUUUAAACAAUCAGAAUGAUACAGAUAAUGCUUCAAAUUUCAUUGCCUUAUGUGAGGACCUUUUGUCAUUGAGAGAUAUGAUUUCAAGAAACAUUUCACUAAUAAAUGAUAUUGAUAGUUUAGUAGUGUCAUAUUUGGAUAAAUCACAAACAGAACAAAACACUCCAAUGGCACCAACAUCACAACAAAAUGAAAUAUCACCACCAUCAUCUGGUAGUGUAUUCAUAACUUAUGAUUCUUCAUAA